CCCCCAACGAAAAAAGAAAGCCCGUCACCCCCUCUCUCUCGCUCGUCCGCUUUGUUCUCCGUCCCGCUAUUGCUCGCGAUGCCGGAGCUCCUCUUCUUCGGCGACGACGGCGACGACGGCUUCGGCGACUUCAAAGUCGCCGCCUCCUCGUCCUCGUCAUCCUUCGCCGCCCCUUCCCCGGCUCUGCCCUCUCUCUUCCCUGACCCCGCCCCCCCGCCGCUGCCGGAGGACGACGACUGGGGCGACUUCGUCGUCGGCUCGCCCGGAUCCCAUGCCUCCUCCCAGAACCCACCGCUCCCCUUCGAUCGCUUCCCCGAUGCCGCCCCGAUCGCCGCGCCUCAGGACGCGGCCGACGCUGGCAAGGCUUGGGAGAAGGUCAGGGGAGCGAUUCCGCUCUCUAUAUUCGGAGAAGAGGACGUGGAGGAACCCGACACCUUGGAUCCCCCAACCCUCUUUGGCAGCGGGUUCUCGUCUUCUUCUUUGAAGAGUCCAGCGAAGAAUGAGAUUGGAUCGGGUGCGGAUGUGGGAUUAAAGGAUCUGAUUGCGAAUCUUUAUGGCCAGGCGGGAACCGUUGGUGGUGUCGGCUAUGAGGAGGCGAAGGUUGGAUCUGAUCCGGUCGAUGGGGAUGAUGGCUUCGACGAGAGUAGCUGGGAAUUCAAGGAUGCCUCCUCGCCGGACUCGGAGGUUAAGAAAGAAGAAAAGGAUUCUGAGAUCUCUGGGCUUGAUAAGAAAGCAGCGGCAAAUGGUAACGGAAUCGAGGUUGUGGAUAAUGGGUCGGGAGAUCAUUGGAGAACCACUGGUCUGCUUAGUGUUAACAACGGCGAGCAAGAUCUGAGUCAUAUAUUUUCCCAGCAUGAUGGAUUUACAAACGGGUGGAACUUUGAUUCUGGUGCUGUUCCUUAUAUGGAUUCGAGCUCAGAUGCGUACGAGCAAACCAAAGAUGUGGAGAAUGGAAAUGGGUUGCUUCACAAUCUGGAGAAUAAUGAAGAAGAUAGAUGGGAAGUGCAGGAUGCAUUUUCCAGAAGUAAAGUUGAAACAGCUGUUUCGGGACAACAGAAGAAUUCAGAUGCUGAAGCGGAAUUGCUUGCAACCAACAACGGAACUCAGGGCACUAUCUUGUGGGAGAAUAAUAUUGGCGACUGGCCUGCAACAGCUUACACAAAUGGACACAAGAAGGAUGAUAAUGGGUUCCUUUGUGACCCUAGCUAUGUGGGAAAUGAAAUCAAGGAUUCGAGUUAUAAUUCAAUUGUUGGUUUUGAUGAUAGUAUCUUAAAGUUGUACAAAAAGGCUGAUCUGGAAAAUGAUCAGCUCCCACAAAAUCCCAGAGAAAAUGUACAAAGCUCAUCUGAAUGCUUACAUUCUGUCAGUACGAAUGGUAAUGAUGACUUUGAUGAAAUUGAUUGGGAAUUCCAGAAGGCUACAGAAACAAUAGUCAGUGAUCAGAAUUCUUCAGUCCAAACAGAUCAAUUAAAUUCUGCUGAGUUGACGCACAACAUUUUUCUAGAUCUCUACCAUAGAUUAGAAGCAGCAGCAUUAUUCUUAGCAGUUCAUGCCCUCGAUGAUCUCAAGAAAGCUCAAAAGGUUGCUGCUCUCUCUGGUGACCAAGCUAAAGCAAUGACAAUCAAUGGGGAAAUCCAGGAAGCUUAUAAGAAGUUAGGAGAAGCUAUAGUUGUGGAAGAUGCCUACAUUAAGAAACACCCAUCAAAAGAUGUGUGUGUUAGUCAACUGAUUAAAGUCAUAGGAGAACCACGGUUCAAAGCUCUUGAGCAAGAAUAUCGCUUGUCAGAAAAAAUACUAUCAGUAUGUACCCUUCCAUUUCUGGCAGAGAAAGAUUUAGGUUCAGCAGUUAAACUUUUUGAGCAUUCCAACUCAAUACUGCAUAUCUUGCAAUUAGCAUCCAGAGAGGAACAGCAUGCUUAUAUUAGUGUUUGGUCUAGUAUGGCUUUAGUUUGUGCUCAAGAGUUGCAGCACGGAGCCAUGAUUUGGGCAGAAUCACUUGGUGCGAAUGUCUGCCAACAAAUAUUGUCUCAAGGAAAUCAAUAUUUUCUUGCCCUUGGGGAGAUUUAUAGAGCCUCUGAAAUUUUAAGAGCCUCUAUGAAAUAUUAUAAGCCUUGGUUUUUAACAAAUCAGGGGGUCUCAUGCAAAGUACAAGCUUGCUUGGAGAAGUGUGCUGAAGCAUGGAUAACCUGCGGUCUGGAGAAAGCUCUUAAAAGCAUCUCUAGUGCCACUGGUGAGCAUGCUGAAGUAGCAAAAGCGUUGCUUGAAUCCAUUAAAUUUUUUCGCAACUUAGAUGAGUUCCCUCUUCGAAACAAUAUGCUUGGCCAUGACAGAAUAAUUUGUAUGAUAUCGUUAUUGCCCAUGUCACUAUUACAAGACAUGAAAACAGUGGUUUGGGCUGGGGAACAUUAUUGUGUCAAGCUUGUAAAUUUUUGGGCUAAUAGGAUAUCUCCUGAUCCUCCUCAGUUGCCACAUAUUCAUGUCAGCUAGCUUGGAAGUCCAAACUAAAAUUGGAAGCAGGUUCUUCUAAAGCUGGUGGAGGUGCCCUGCUAUCAUGUGAAGAGCAAUUCUUAUUCAGAUGAAGCUGUGACUACUGUGGAUAAUGCUGAUAAAAAAAAAACAUCAAGAGUGCACCUUCAAUGCUGAAAGAAUGUUUUAGUCAACAGAGAAUUGGAACCACUUGCUAUAUGGUGGAACAUAUCCAUCCAAGUGCACCUUCAUGAGGCCUGUGAAAUGCAAGGCUGAAGCCAUCGUGGUCGAUUCAUUCAUGUUUCCUAGUUCAUUUUUUUUUUCUUUUUUAUGUUAGUCCCACUAUAUUCUGGAAAUAUCUGUUUGUAAAUCCCUGCUUGGUUAUCAUUCUUUUGUGUCAUUAAAAUGGCAGUGAUAGAUGCUACAUGACCAAUGUUGGCAUUUGAUAAUUCUGGGGUUAGAAAAAUUAUGGAUGCGAAAGCUUUUCAGAGAUGAUAAAUAUACCUGGUAAUGAAGAGGCCUUCAAUAACUCGGAUGUUUGAGUAUGGUUUCGUUUUCAUUCUCUGGGUUGGUUUUUGGCGCUGCAGUGAAGCCAAUGCAGCAGAGUGCAGAGAACAUGAUCGGCAUUUGUAAGAUUUCCAAUGAAGUCAUAAAUGCAAUUACAAUUACUAUUACCAUGUAAUAUUAAACCCCAUAGAUUGUAAUCUAGCUGUAUCCAUUGAUUCUAGAAGGAAAUUUUGGCCUUUGUAUUCUUCCAUUUCCUUGGAAAAUUAUUUGGCCUUGCCUAUAACAUUGCA
Molecule: messenger RNA, 3263 nt
Organism: Phoenix dactylifera (date palm)
Lineage: Eukaryota; Viridiplantae; Streptophyta; Magnoliopsida; Arecales; Arecaceae
Source: RefSeq, a predicted model, not a curated record